Cloeon dipterum is the source of this 3308-nucleotide messenger RNA. Its product is annotated as glycine receptor subunit alpha-4-like. The record is from RefSeq and is a predicted model, not a curated record. Gene Ontology annotation, cellular component: synapse; plasma membrane; neuron projection. The transcript has 11 exons. NCBI's taxonomy places the organism in Eukaryota, Metazoa, Arthropoda, Insecta, Ephemeroptera, Baetidae. Gene Ontology annotation, biological process: chemical synaptic transmission; chloride transmembrane transport; signal transduction. The coding region runs from base 162 to 1988 and encodes 608 amino acids. Gene Ontology annotation, molecular function: transmitter-gated monoatomic ion channel activity involved in regulation of postsynaptic membrane potential; chloride channel activity; transmembrane signaling receptor activity.
ACAACUCGGCGGCGGCGGCGGAGGCGGCGUCGGUGGAGAAGAAAGGCCACGAUCGGGGCUCGGGGUGGGGGUUGGGGCGAAGAGCACGCGUUUCAGGCUGAUUACCGCCGCGGUGGCGUCGGCUGCGGCUUAUUCACAAAUUAGCGGGCGCUGGUGCAUGGAUGGCAUGGCAGGCCAUGCGGCUGGGUCGGCGCCUGCCCCGAGCGCCGCCCCGCGACGCCCCCGAGGCCGCCAGACUCGAGGCGGCAUGCGGCGGCUCGACUAGGCUCUCGCCAGGCAUGAGUCAUGUGCGGGUCCUGCUUGCGUGGUGUGCCCUCAGCUCCUGCCUGGUUUCGACCGGUGCGAUCGACUUUUGGUCGCUGGACGAUGAUUACAACAAAAAUCUUCCACCUGGCAAAAACAUGGUGGUGUCCGUCUCGCUGUUCAUCAACCGGGUCUCUUCAGUCGACGAGAAUAAAGAGGAAAUCGCGAUCGACGUGUUUCUGCAAGUCUAUUGGCAGGAUCCUCGCGUGCAUCUGCUCGGCAACAGGGACCACGUCGAGCUGACCUGGGCGCAGCGUCACUCCUUCUGGGUACCUGACCUCUACAUCAGGCAGCUCAGGGACAUGCGCAUGGUACAGGUGUUCCAGGAGAUGGCCUCCAUGCGCCUCUACGCCAACUCCACCUUCAGGGUUUCUAUUGGGGCUACUGUGAUCAUAAAAUGUGAUAUGGACUUUGACCUUUACCCUCUGGACAUACAGCGGUGCGCCGUCGACUUCAGCAGCUACAAGUACACGGUCGACGACAUGACUUUUCGCUGGCGAGACGACCCGGCACUCAGUUUCCCCAGCGACUUCGGGGACGGCUACCGCCUGCCCAAGUACGUCGUCUCCUUCGCGGCAGAGACAGAGGAGCAAGUCAUCUACUACGGCGAGGGAAACCACUCGACCGCCAGGCUGAUGAUCACCCUGGGCCGAGAACUGCAAUCCUACCUUUUGGAGACGUACCUGCCGAGCUCUCUGUUCGUCAUCAUCUCCUGGGGCAGCUUCAUCGUCAACCCUGAAUUGGUCCCUGGCCGGAUGGUCUUGCUUGUCACCACAUUGCUCAGCUUGGUCACCAUGUUUGACACAGUCAGAAACAAUUCUCCCAACGCCCUGGAGCUCAAGUGCAUCGAGGUUUGGCUCAUCUCGUGCAUCCUCUUUGUAUUCGUGGCACUGCUGGAGUAUUUCGUCGUCCUCUUCGCGAUGCGCUACGACAAGAACUGGCGCCGCAGCAAAGCACAAAAUAGUCUAGGAAUCGUGGCGAGCUUGGCGGCGAGGGCACGUCAGGCACGCAGCUCCAUUUCGGCCGCGUCAGGAGGGCCCCCUGCCGUGCAGAUCAGCUCAGAGCAGGGUAGUCCGCGGAGGGACAGCAGCGCCCGAAUGAUUCCCGCCGUCAACCACUUCCACGCCGCCUUGGCAACACCCGAGGAUGACACAGUGCACGUAAACUGCAUCAACAGAAAAAGUCCGUCUGGCGACAGGUUGGCCGUGCUGCGGAGGGUGUUCCCGCGCGCCUCCAUGCCCCCGCUGGCAACCCCGGAGGCCAUGCAGCCCGACGACGGCCUCGAACUGCAGGAGAGGGGAAUGGUGGACAACCGCGAGAGUGCAGUCUACACAUUCAGGGAGUCAUCGCCGCAACGACGCAGCUUCCUGCUGCCGGUGUCUCCGCGGCACUGGCCCUUCCUGUGUGGCUCGCAGCGACGCCGCGGUGGCGCCUCGAGUCCACCCCCUGACCGACGCGACUCGCUGACGGACAACGAGGCCGGGGGCGGCUCUCCCAGAGGCAGCAGGCAGCAGCAGCGGGGCCGGGCCAUCGCCGAGUACUGCGUGUCCUUCUGCGGCUCGUCGCGCGGCACCCUUGACCAGGGUUCGCUCGUGCUGUUUCCGCUCGUCUUCUGUCUCUUCACCGUCGUCUACUGGGUCUCGUAUACCAGCGAGGCUGCCCACCGCAUGGCCAUCCACAGCUGAUUCCGUCUCAUUUCGCCUCGAAAAUUUUCUAAACAACAUCCGGCCAUUUGUAUGCUUUUUCCAAAUCAAAAUUUGCCUUGCUUUGUAAAUGCGAACGUAGGGAACGUAAUUUGUAGAAAACCAACAUCGUAUUAAGAGAUUAUAGUGUUUUGUAUUCUGAAUUAGGAUGCUUCAGGAAGAAUGUAGUUCAAGCCACGUAGAAUCUUUGCCUAAACAAUUUCUACGUAAAUUAAAGACUAGUUUUAAAUGCCUUUCAAAAUGAGCUUGGAAACUUUCUAAUAGCACGAAUUACAAUCCAUUUCCUAAAAAGGUUGCACGUAAAUAUCCUUAAAAGUGAUUUUCAAUUUCGGGAAUAUUUGUUUCAGCAACAAAGAUGUUCAUAUUUCAGAGACAGGGUCUUGUUUCUUGAUUCAGGCGACACAAAAAUUCGCAAUGAUAAUAGAGUUGUACAAAUUUAAGCCACUGCACACAUGUGAGUCAAGUUGGUUGUAAUUUUUUCAGUCCGGUUUAAUCGAGAACUAGAGUUAUUCUAACAAUAAGAAACACAGACACACACCACCAGACCAACACAGAUUACAAAAAUAUCAAUUAACAAAGAAAAAGCCUUCGAGCUGCUUGUCUAUUUAUGAAGAGCAUGCAACCAUAUAGAGCGUGAGGACCAACAAGUAUUCGAUUUGAGUGGAACAUUUUUGUUGAAAUUGCUAACGCCUCUUGGAACAUUGAGAUGAAAUUAGUAGCUGUAGAUAUCAUCUCGCAAAAACGUAAAUAUUUGAGUCUGAAAUCACCCAAGUGCCUCUAAUCAUGGUCCAAAAUGGAACAAGCCACUUCUAAUCUAAAUUUAUUGCCUCAACAAUAUCUGAUUCUAGAGUUCGCACCUUAAUAAUAAACUCGCGCGAGAGAGCUUUCAAAAUAUGCACAAAACAAUCACGCGCGUGGCUUCGAUACUCUUGAUUUAUUGAUAUAUUUGGCUUCCAAAAUUUGUUGACGAAGCGCAAAGCACUUAUUGAAUGAAACCACGGCACAAUGCGCACCAACAGGGAAUAAAUUGUAUAAUUGUGUAAUUUUGAUUGCGGUUCCUUUCGCCCAAUCGAAAUAAUGCCGGGACAAGCUUUACUGCGGUGCAAACUUUCAGAAUAUAUAUAGGUAAAGGUUUAGGAAAAUAAAAUGCUUCAGAGCAAUUCAAGCAAUAUAGCUGCGUAGAACUUUGCAAUUUGCCUUCGAAUCUGAUUAAAGGAACAUUCCUUAUUAUAGAUAAGUUAACUCAGUCAUUGAAACUUUUGUAAGAUAUUCUCGAAUGUAAGGUUCACAAUAAAAAAAACU